AUGAAGAUCAAGAACUUAGAAGAACGAAUGAAAUCCGUGGAAAUAACUAAAUCAUUCUAUGGGUUUGACGCUAGUGAGUUGAGUUUGGUUCCAGACUUAAUCCUCCCCAUCAAGUUCAAAGCUCCUGAAUUUGAUAAAUAUGAUGGUACUACAUGCCCUUCAUCCCACAUUACUAUGUUUUGUCGUAGAAUGGCAGGAUAUGUGAAGGACGAGAAAUUGUUAAUUCACUGCUUUCAGGAUAGUUUGACAGGACCGGCUUUAAAAUGGUAUACUCAAUUGACCAAAGCCAACAUUAGAUCCAGGAAAGAUCUGGCUAAAGCAUUUUUAGAGCAGUACCGCCAUGUGACAAACAUGGUCCCUGAUAGAUGGACUCUCCAAAACUUGGAGAAAAAGAAUAAUGAAACAUUCAGACAGUAUGCCCAGAGAUGGCGUGACACUGCGGCUCAAGUUCAACCACCUUUGUCAGAAAAAGAGGCCACAGUAAUAUUUGUUCAUACAUUGAAGGCUCCUUAUUUAAAUCAUCUAAUGGGAAAUGCAACCAGAAAUUUUGCAGAUUUAGUCAUUUCUGGAGAACUAAUUGAAAAUGUCUUGAAAAGCGGCAAGAUUGAAUCGAAUGAUGGGUCUAGUUCCAAAUUUUUGAAAUUUUUGAAACAUAGUGAGUAUAGUGUGGUUGAACAACUACACAAACAACAAGCGAGAAUUUCUAUUCUUGAUCUCUUGAUGAAUUCAGAAGCACAUAGAAAUGCUUUGAUGAAAAUCCUCAAUCAAACAUUUAUCCCCGAAGAUAUAUCCCUCAAUAAACUUGACAGAAUUGUGGGACAUAUAGCCGCUGACAAUUACAUAACGUUCACAGAUGAUGAAAUACCGGAAGGCGGAAUGGGGUCAGUAAAAGCUUUGAACAUCACGACACAUUGUCAUGGUCAUGUGUUGCCAGGAGUAUUGAUUGACAAUGGAUCCGCUCUCAACUUGAUGCCUCUAGUCACACUUCAAAGAAUGCCUCUGGAUCAAUCACACAUGAAGAGUUAUCAGAAUGUAGUGCGAGCAUUUGAUGGUACUCAAAAAGAAGUGCUUGGGAAAAUGGAAAUACCGUUGUUAAUUGGCCCAGUCGUGUACAAUAUUGACUUUGUGGUAAUGGACAUCCACCCCACAUAUAAUUGUCUAUUAGGGAGGCCAUGGAUUCAUUCAGCAGGAGCCGUUCCUUCUUCAUUACAUCAAAAAUUGAAAUUUGUUGUUGAUGGACAACUAAUAUGCGUCAGUGCUGAAGAAGAAAUGUGUGUGGAUUACAGAGAUCUCAACAAAGCUAGUCCGAAAGAUAGCUUUCCCUUACCCCACAUAGACACAUUGGUGGACAAUACUGCAUGGCACGCAUGGUUUUCAUUUAUGGAUGGAUUUUCAGGAUAUAAUCAGAUAAAAAUGAAUCCUGAAGACAUGGAAAAGACGACAUUUAUAACCAUGUGGGGCACAUUCUGUUAUAAAGUGAUGCCAUUUGGAUUGAAAAAUGCAGGGGCAACGUAUCAAAGAGCCAUGGUAACUUUGUUUCAUGACAUGAUGUACAAAGAGAUUGAAGUAUAUGUAGAUGACAUGAUUUCCAAAUCCCGAACUGAAGAAGAACAUAUUCAAAAUCUGAGAAAGCUUUUCCAGAGAUUGAGGAGAUAUCAAUUAAAGCUCAACCCCGCAAAAUGCACUUUUGGGGUAACUUCUGGAAAACUUUUGGGAUUUGUGGUCAGCAAAAAAGGAAUCGAGAUUGAUCCAGAUAAAGUCAAAGCAAUUCAAGAUCUUCCACCACCCAAUACAAAAAAAGAAAUUCGAGGAUUUUUGGGAAGAUUAAAUUAUAUAUCUCGGUUCAUUUCUCAAUUAACUGACAAAUGUGAUCCAGUGUUCAAAUUACUUCGAAAGAACAAUCCUGAAGUCUGGAAUGAAGAAUGUCAAGAAACUUUGGAUAUUAUUAAGAAAUAUUUAUCCAAUGCCCCCAUUUUAGUAUCACCAAUGCCUGAUAGACCAUUAAUUCUCUACUUGACGGUCUUCGAAAAUUCGAUGGGAUGUGUACUAGGACAGCAUGAUGAAUCAGGAAGGAAAGAAAAAGCUAUUUAUUAUCUGAGCAAGAAAUUUACUGAUUGUGAAGUUCGAUAUCCACCAAUACAAAAAUUAUGUUGUGCUUUGGUGUGGGCUACUCGAAGACUCAGACAAUAUAUGUUAUACCAUACUACUUGGUUGAUAUCCAAACUUGAUCCUUUAAAGUUCUUAAUGGAAUCACCAGCUUUGACAGGCAGAAUGGCUAGAUGGCAGAUGUUAUUAUCUGAGUUUGAUAUUGUAUAUGUCAACCAAAAAGCGAUAAAAGGAAGUGUCAUAGCUGAUUUUCUGGCCAGUCGUGUAUCAAAUGAUUAUCAGCCUUUGAACUUUAAUUUUCCCGAUGAAGAUCUGUUGUGCAUAUCCAUGAAUGAAGAAGUCAGAACAAAUGAUGAAUUUGCAACUUGGAAGCUUUAUUUUGACGGAGCAUCUAAUGCUUUGGGACGAGGAAUUGGGGCAGUGUUAAUUUCUCCAGAAAAUGUUUAUUAUCCCUUUACAAGUAGACUGGAGUUCUUUUGCACCAAUAACAUGGCGGAAUAUGAAGCUUGUGUCAUGGGAUUGAAAGCAGCUAUAGAAAGAAAAAUCAAAUUUCUCAAGAUAUAUGGAGAUUCAUCUUUGGUGGUGUAUCAAUUGCGAGGAGAAUGGGAAACAAAAGAUCCCAAAUUGUUGGAAUACAGAAAUUUUACCCUUGAAUUAGUGAAGGAAUUUGAGAAAGUUACCUUCAAUUAUCUCCCUCGAGAAGAAAAUCAAAUGGCAGAUGCUUUGGCUACAUUAGCUGCUAUGUUUCAAGCAACUAAGAAGGUUGAUAUGAUGCUAAUCAAAAUGCAAGUAUAUGAAAUUCCUGCACAUUGUUAUAAUGUGGAAGAAGAGGUAGAUGGUAAACCAUGGUAUCAUGAUAUCCUGCAAUAUAUCAAAAAUCAAAGUUAUCCACCAAAUGCAUCGGAAAUUGAUAAAAGAACUUUGAGAAGAAUGGCUGCUGGAUAUUUUCUUGAUGGAGAGAUUAUGUAUAGAAGAAGCAGUGAUCAAAUGCUAUUGAGAUGUUUAAAUACCAGUGAAGCUCGAAAUGUUAUUGAAGAAGUACACAGUGGAAUAUGUGGAACACAUGCAAAUGGCCUUUCCAUGGCCAGAAAAAUAAUGAGAUAUGGAUACUAUUGGGAUACCAUGUACACAGAUUGCAUUGAUUAUGCAAGGAAAUGUCAUAAAUGCCAGAUAUAUGCAGACAAGAUUCAUGUACCCCCAUCUCCGUUAUAUGUAAUGACAGCACCCUGGCCAUUUUCUAUGUGGGGAAUAGAUGUCAUUGGAGAAAUCACACCAAAAGCAUCGAAUGGACAUUGUUUCAUCCUUGUGGCAAUUGAUUAUUUUACCAAAUGGGUCGAAGCUGCUUCAUAUGCCAAUAUUAAGAAGUCCACAGUCUGUAAAUUCAUAAAGAAAGAGAUAGUUUGCCGGUAUGGCCUACCAGAAAGGAUCAUUACAGAUAAUGCUCUGAACCUGAACAACAAAAUGAUGACCGAACUUUGUGCACAGUUUAAGAUCAAACAUGCAAAUUCAGUGGCAUAUCGUCCGAAGAUGAAUGGGGCAGUUGAAGCAGCAAAUAAGAACAUCAAGAGAAUCAUUACAAAGACCACUGAAACUUACAAAGAUUGGCACGAAAAGUUACCUUUUGCUCUAUAUGCAUACCGAACUACUGUUCGAACAUCUACUGGGGCAACGCCUUUUUCUUUAGUCUAUGGGAUGGAAGCAGUCUUACCAAUUGAAGUUGAGAUUCCAUCGCUUCGAAUAUUGAGAGAAAUAAAAUUGGAUGAAUCUGAAUGGAUCCAAUCUAGAUUUGAUCAAUUGAACCUUAUUGAGGAGAAAAGAUUGAAAGCUGUUUGCCAUGGACAGAUGUAUCAAAAACGAAUGAUGAAGUCUCAUGACAAAAAAGUACAUCCAAGAGAAUUCCAAGAGGGUGAUCUAGUAUUAAAAAAGAUCUUGCCUAUACAUAAAGAUUUCCGUGGGAAAUGGAUGCCUAAUUGGGAAGGGCCAUACGUUGUGAAAAAGGCCUUUUCCGGAGGAGCGUUGAUCUUGGCAGAAAUGGAUGGAAAAAUUCUGAAAAAUCCAAUAAACUCGGAUUCUGUCAAGAGAUAUUAUGCUUGA
Hibiscus syriacus is the source of this 4200-nucleotide messenger RNA. RefSeq lists its product as uncharacterized. Bases 1 to 4200 code for a protein of 1399 amino acids. Gene Ontology annotation, biological process: DNA integration. The record is from RefSeq and is a predicted model, not a curated record. NCBI's taxonomy places the organism in Eukaryota, Viridiplantae, Streptophyta, Magnoliopsida, Malvales, Malvaceae. The transcript has 4 exons. Gene Ontology annotation, molecular function: nucleic acid binding; RNA-DNA hybrid ribonuclease activity.